CGACCGCAAUCACAACAUAUGGACAGCGAGAAGUCUUCUGAUGCCGCUCCUGCCAUGGCAGAGUCGAUUCCACGAGAAGUCUUCCGAGUGCCUGCCAUUGGAGACGUCUGGGUCAAUGGCCUCUCAAACGAAUACGAUGCUUCUACCUUUCCCUCUCAACUAGAAGCCUACAUGACCCAAGCAGACUAUGACAAAGCGUUGGAUACGAUCAACCAAGCGUUGCACGAUCUAUGGCCGUGCGUGCCUUGCUGGUCUACGAGCUACGGCUGUUGUGUCUGUACCUUGGGACUGUCCCUCUACUGCGCAUGGGGCCAAGUCAGCGAGGCGGAAACAUGCACCGCUCGUCAAAUCGCUCGGGUCAACCGACGCGCAUGCUUUAAGGACCGCCACAUCACAUGGCGGCUGGAGAAAUCAUGGCUCAAGCACACAAGCUGGCUUGUUAUAAGCGUCGUCGAGUAACUAACGAAUAUAUACAUACGCACGUAGUCGAGUAACUUAGACGAGCUCGUUCUAUCGUGGGGUCGCACUUGUCCAU
Messenger RNA from Aphanomyces astaci, 535 nucleotides. RefSeq lists its product as hypothetical. The transcript has a single exon. Lineage: Eukaryota; Oomycota; Saprolegniomycetes; Saprolegniales; Verrucalvaceae. The coding region runs from base 19 to 459 and encodes 146 amino acids. The record is from RefSeq and is a predicted model, not a curated record.